Messenger RNA from Venturia canescens, 2097 nucleotides. Its product is annotated as glycerol kinase-like. NCBI's taxonomy places the organism in Eukaryota, Metazoa, Arthropoda, Insecta, Hymenoptera, Ichneumonidae. Gene Ontology annotation, cellular component: mitochondrion. Bases 250 to 1920 code for a protein of 556 amino acids. The record is from RefSeq and is a predicted model, not a curated record. Gene Ontology annotation, molecular function: glycerol kinase activity. Gene Ontology annotation, biological process: triglyceride metabolic process; glycerol metabolic process; glycerol-3-phosphate biosynthetic process. The transcript is spliced from 10 exons.
CAGUGCGCUGAGCGUCCAAGCGGCGCAGAGUGAGCUCGAGCGUCGCGACGGUUAGCGAAAAUUAUGUUUCGUUUCAUUUCUCUAGUUCGAAAAACGAAAAAAUUAACGUUGAAUGACGGUUGAAAAGAAAAAAAAAAUUCUGUUAUAUUAUCGAAAUUUAAUACCAAAGACGAAAGUAUUUUGUAUUCGUUAAGUCUUCGAGUUGAGAUAUACAAAAUUCGGCUUUUUGUUCCAUCAUUAUUGCCUUCGAUGAUCUGUCAAAUGAAAGAGAAUGAAUCAAUGAACAGAUACGGUCCUCUCGUCGGUGCUAUUGACGAAGGGACGAGUAGCGCUAGAUUUCUUGUUUUUGCUGCGAAUACGGCAGAAGUAUUGACCUACCAUCAAGUGCCGAUAUCUCAAUCUUAUCCCAAAGAAGGAUGGGUGGAACAGGAUCCGAUAGAAAUUUUAAAUGCCGUCAAAGAAUGUCUCAGUCAAACGGUUUACAAUUUGCAACAAUUGACCAUCGACCAUUCGGAUAUUGUUUCUAUCGGAGUCACCAACCAGAGAGAAACCACUGUUGUCUGGGACUCUGUUACUGGAGAACCAUUAUAUAACGCCAUUGUAUGGAUGGAUAUGCGAACAACCUCUAUUGUAGAUGAUAUACUCAAAAAAGUUCGUAAUCAAAAUAAAAACUACCUCAAACCGCUCUGUGGAUUACCAAUAAGUCCUUACUUCAGUGCACUGAAGCUCAAGUGGUUAUUAAACAACGAGCCGAAAGUUCAAAAUGCCAUAGCUAAUAAGAGAUGCAUGUUCGGGACUAUAGACUCCUGGCUCAUCUGGAAUCUUACCGGAGGAAUCAAUGGCGGUGCUCACUGCACAGACGUGACAAAUGCUUCGCGUACAAUGCUUAUGAAUAUAACUACUCUCAAGUGGGAUCCGACAUUGUUGAAAUUUUUCGACAUACCAAUUGAUAUUCUGCCUCGUAUACGAAGCUCCUCCGAAAUUUAUGGACACAUACAUGAUGGGAUGCUUCGAGGGGUCCCUAUCUCAGGAUGUUUGGGUGAUCAGCAGGCUGCUCUUGUCGGUCAAAUGUGUUUACAAAAAGGUCAAGCAAAAAGCACCUAUGGAACCGGAUGUUUUUUACUAUACAAUACGGGGACAGCGAUCGUCGACUCGUCACACGGUUUGUUAACAACGGUAGCUUAUCAAUUGGGAGCAAACAAUCCACCGAUAUACGCUCUGGAAGGCUCCGUAGCGAUAGCCGGAGCGGUUAUGCAAUGGCUCAAAGAAAAUCUCGGUAUGCUUUCGGAUGUGAAAGAGUGCGAGAGCAUCGUUGAGAAAAUUCCAUCCGACAAUCGCGUGACUUUUGUGCCGGCUUUUGCCGGUUUGUAUGCACCAUAUUGGCGAAAAGAUGCGAGAAGCGUUAUUUGUGGAUUAACGGAAGACACAACGAGCGAACACAUAGUGAAAGCAGCACUGCAAGCGAUAUGCUUUCAAACCCGUGAUAUUCUCGAGGCCAUGACGGAAGACACCGGUUUAAUUCUGUCGAAACUGUUAGUCGACGGUGGAAUGACGAAUAACAGUUUAUUAAUGCAGAUGCAAGCUGACAUUUGCGGGAUUCCAGUGGUCAGGCCACUUAUGUGUGAAACGACUGCCCUUGGAGUUGCUAUAGCGGCGGGAAGUGCCGAAGGCAUUAGAAAAUGGGACCUGAGACUGGACGUCCCAGUGCCGAGUGACACUUUUGUUCCCUCCAUUACGGAAAACGAACGAGAUAUUCUAUAUUCGCAAUGGAAAAAGGGGAUUGAAAGAAGCUUGGGAUGGGAAACUUCGGAAGAUAAAAAUGGAAACUCCGUCAAUCUCCACUCCGUCACUGGCCCUGGACUUUUCGUGAUCGGCACAAUAAUAAUACUCUUAAUAGCGAAGAACAGAUCGAUUCUAUGAUCGAGAGAACAAUCAAUCGUCGAAUCUUGUCUCGCGUCAACGCGAACGCGUUUCUUCCAGAGUUUUUUUAAAAAAUGCAUUUAACCGAUUGAAUAAUAAAAACAGAUGAGAAAAAAGCCUCGUGCCUCAUUUCGUGUCAUAUUCGAUCGAAUAAAUUAAAGAAAGAUUUUCUUUUUA